This is a messenger RNA of Pyricularia oryzae 70-15, 453 nucleotides long. RefSeq lists its product as uncharacterized. The record is from RefSeq and is a predicted model, not a curated record. The coding region runs from base 271 to 453 and encodes 60 amino acids. NCBI's taxonomy places the organism in Eukaryota, Fungi, Ascomycota, Sordariomycetes, Magnaporthales, Pyriculariaceae. The transcript is spliced from 3 exons.
GGCCAGGGCCGGGAGGCUGGAGUACCUUCCGCGGCCAGCCGGCUCAGGCGCGUUAGCGGUGCGCGUGUCGAGAGAUACGUGUCCCGACUCGGCCUGGCCCUGCGGCAAAGCCUGCGGCGUGCUCUGCGGGCGCGCGCGGCGGUUUGAGACCUCUGGUGAGGCCAUGACGACCGGCGCCCGGAGGGCGAAAAUUCUUCAGCUGUUAAGCUUAUUGGUGUGUUUGGGUGUGAAUCGCUAACAAAGGUGGGUCUGACCCAUGAAUGGUGGAGGAUGCUUGGGCACGUACAAACGGACAUGGGCGACUUGGCAUCGGACGCCUUUGGUCUCGAGUUCGCGCCGAUUACAAUCGACCAGUGUACCAGGGACACGGCAGAGAUUAUUGAAAAAUCAACCAAACAAGACCACUCUGGCAAGUUCUUUGACCGGACCAUCGAUAGCAUCUACCUGUGGUAG